Messenger RNA from Phytophthora nicotianae INRA-310, 345 nucleotides. RefSeq lists its product as hypothetical. Lineage: Eukaryota; Oomycota; Peronosporomycetes; Peronosporales; Peronosporaceae. The record is from RefSeq and is a predicted model, not a curated record. Bases 1 to 345 code for a protein of 114 amino acids. The transcript has 2 exons.
AUGAUCGAUGUAGACUUAGAACCGCUGCAUCGGUUGUUCCAGGCUCGCCGAUCGCCGAAAGCACAUGGACGUAGUGGCGCAAGGCACGUUGCUAUGGCUGAAAUGUGGCUCCAAGAGGCUCGCGGCACCAUCCGACACCUUCCUUCCGUUAUCGUGUGGAUCCAGGUCAUUGUGGGCAAAGACAGCAACUGUCCGGCGCGCAAGGAAGACAUCUGUGGAAGCGGACGCCAAGCGUCCACCAUAACAAGAAUCGGAAAUAUCCGCGGGCUCACUCCUCGGAUCGGACUGUCGCUUCCUCGACUACGUACGCUUACAAUUCAACAGCGUGUUUUCAAUUUUACGUAG